Messenger RNA from Pistacia vera, 1525 nucleotides. Its product is annotated as protein WVD2-like 3. The transcript has 7 exons. NCBI's taxonomy places the organism in Eukaryota, Viridiplantae, Streptophyta, Magnoliopsida, Sapindales, Anacardiaceae. Bases 140 to 1354 code for a protein of 404 amino acids. Gene Ontology annotation, molecular function: microtubule binding. The record is from RefSeq and is a predicted model, not a curated record. Gene Ontology annotation, biological process: microtubule cytoskeleton organization.
CGGGAAACAAGCACGGAACACUUGUAUAAAAACUAAGCGAUAGUGUGUAACAGAAACAACAAACUCACAGACAAAAACAACACAGCUCCAUUGCCAUAAUCCACUUCUGCUUUCUUCACAGAUCCGACGCAAACCUGCAAUGGGGAUAGAAGUUACCGAUGUUUGUAUGGACAAGGAAGCUGAUUGUGUCAUAGUUUAUUCAAAUGGUGUUUCCCAUGAUUCUGAUCAUGAAACAAUUCCCAAUCAUCAUGAUGGUGUGGGCUCAUAUGGUGAUGGGAAUCCUGAACAACAGGGUGUGGAAGAGAGCACUGAAGUAAAAGAAUAUGAAGUGAAGGUGUGUACUACUGAAACCUCAAUUGAAAUAUGUGGACUUAAUCAUAUGGAAAAAAAUAAGGAGGAGCAGAACAUAGCAAACUCAAAUCUGGAGGCUGGCUUGCCAGAGGAGAAGGUCAAACCAAAAAAUCUGAAAACAAAGGAAAAUAAUAAGUCACAGGUAGCUGUGAAACAUGCAUCAAAAGCCACUUCCGGAAAUAUUCAGACGAAACACACUAUUCCAAAGCCAUUUUCCCUGGCAACCGAAAAGCGCGCUUCCAAUGGAGCUCGUCCUUCUGUGGCUGAACCGUAUGCUGCCACUGCUGUGAAUAAAUCAUCUAAUGCGAAUGGUGUGCGUAAUCCAAACACAAAAAAGAAGAAUCAGCCACCUAUGGUGCCGAGGAUACCAUUGCAACCCAAGAACAAGAAGCAUCCCGAUGAGGAAGAUUCUUGUUCUGUAGCUUCCUCCACUGCAGCAUCUACACGGACUAUUAAGUCCAGGAUGACUGUUGCAGCAGCUCCUGUGUUUAGAUGUACAGAACGUGCUGAGAAACGGAAGGAGUUUUAUUCAAAAUUAGAGGAGAAACACCAGGCAAUGGAAGCUGAGAAAAGCCAAAGUGAAGCAAGGACCAAGGAAGAGGGAGAGGCAGCUAUCAAGCAAUUCAGAAAGAGUUUAACGUUUAAGGCGAACCCAAUGCCAAGCUUCUACCAUGAGGGACCACCACCAAAAGCUGAACUGAAAAAGAUGCCACCAACUCGUGCAAAAUCACCGAAGCUAGGACGAAGAAAGAGCUGUAGUGAUGCUGUCAGUUCAAAUCAAGGAGACAAAGUGAAAGGAGCUUGCCGUCCGGUAAAUCGUCACAGUGUUGGUGAAUACUUCGAAGAGACCAACAGUGUUGGUUUCACAAAUGGAAAGGAUUUAAGUGACAUCCAGAAUGGUCAUUCCAAUUAUGAACUCGAUGAAAUUAAUCAUGUGGAAGAGAUAAUUCUGCCCUUGGUAAAUGGGCAUAGUAAUGCAAACAUUGUUGAUGCCCAGUCUUAAAUUUCUGGUGAGAGGUCUUUAUUUUCUCUUGUUUUCUUGUGACUGCUCUGAAGAAUGUGCAUUUUACUGUGUUUAAGUUGCAAGGACUUGUUGCAUUGUUUGUGUAAUUAUGAAGUGUAAAUUUUCUGUAACUUAUAUCAAUUUAUAUAUAAAGAGUCUAUUUUGCAGUAA